Molecule: messenger RNA, 2221 nt
Organism: Nannospalax galili (Upper Galilee mountains blind mole rat)
Lineage: Eukaryota; Metazoa; Chordata; Mammalia; Rodentia; Spalacidae
Gene: Il17rb
Product: interleukin 17 receptor B
Exons: 11
Coding region: 36-1490 (484 amino acids)
Molecular function (GO): interleukin-17 receptor activity
Source: RefSeq, a predicted model, not a curated record
CCGAGUCCCACGUGGUGGCGGGCAGUGGCCAGACCAUGUCGCUUGUGUUGCUGAGCCUGGCCACGCUGUGCAGGAGCGCCGUGCCCCAAGAGCCGACUAUUCAGUGUGGCUCUGAGAAUGGACCGUCUCCGGAGUGGAUGGUCCAACACACUCUCACCCCAGGAGACUUGAGGAACCUCCAAGUGGAACUUGUUAAAACGAGUAUUGUAGCAGAAGACUAUUCCAUUUUGAUGAACAUAAGCUGGACACUCCGGGCAGAUGCCAGCAUCCGCUUGUUGAAGGCCACCAAGAUCUGCGUGACAGGCAAAAGCAACAUGCAGACUUACAGCUGUGUUAGGUGCAAUUACACAGAGGCCUUCCAGAGUCAGACCAGACCUUCUGGUGGCAAAUGGACCUUCUCCUACGUUGGCUUUCCUGUGGCACUGAACACACUCUAUCUCAUCGGGGCCCACAACAUCCCCAACGCUAACAUGAAUGAAGACAGCCCUUCUUUGUCCGUGAACUUCACCUCUCCAGGCUGCCUAAACCACAUAAUGAAAUAUAAAAAACAGUGCAUUGAGGCAGGAAGUCUGUGGAACCCAAACAUCACUGCUUGUAAGAAGAAUGAGGAGACAGUUGAAGUGAAUUUUACAACCAAUCCCCUUGGAAAUACAUACAUGGUUUUCAUUCAACGUAACAUAAUAUUGGGGCUUUCUGUUGUGGUGGAGAAUAAUCUAACGCGGACUUCCGUAGCCAUCACAGUGACUGAGGAGAGUGAAGGGGCUAUGGUUCAGCUGACUCCGUAUUUCCAUACCUGUGGCAACGACUGCAUCCGACGCAAAGGAACUGUUGUGCUUUGCCCAGAGCCAAGUGGCCCCUUCCCUCCAGAUAACAACAGAAGUGUGCUAGGAGGCUGUCUUUCCAUCCUCCUGUUGCUGCUGGUGGCCACUUGGAUGCUGGCAGUAGGGAUCUGUGUAAUGCGGAGGCACGGAAGGAUCAAGAAGACAUCCUUGCCCACUACCACUGCGCUCCUGCCUCUCGUUAAGGUCCUGGUGGUUUAUCCGUCUGAGAUAUGUUUCCAUCACACAGUCUGUCACUUCACUGAAUUUCUUCAAAACCACUGCAGAAGUGAGGUCAUCCUUGAAAAGUGGCAGAAAAAGAAAAUAGCUGAGAUGGGCCCCGUGCAGUGGCUCACCAAUCAGAAGCAAGCAGCAGAUAAAGUGAUCUUCCUUCUCUCUAGUGACAGCCACACUGCGUGUGACAGCAGUUGUGGCCAGAGUAAGGGCAGCCCCUCUCAAGACCUGUUCCCUCUUGCCUUUAACCUCUUUUGCAGUGAUCUCAGCAGCCAGACUCAUCUGCACAAAUACCUGGUGGUCCAUCUUGGCGAGGCUGACAUCAAAGACGAUUACAAUGCGCUGUGCGUCUGCCCUCAGUACCACCUCAUGAAGGACAUCACUGCUUUCCACACAGAACUGCUCCAUGUCACAAACACCAUGUCAGUGAAAAAAUGAUCACAAGCCUGCCACAGCAGCUGUUCCCCCUUAUAGACCACCCAGAAGGGAGAGACCUUGAAGUCCUCCUGCACUACCAAUUCCAGUGACGAAAGCUUUGUGAUGACCUUGAAGUCUACUGUACAGGCUGCUUAUAGGGAGAGCUAUGUAUAAAACAUGCUUUAGAACCGGAGUUGGAAGAAUCAUAACUGAGCACAUAUGCCUUAGGCUGGUGGCUAGAUUUUACGCCAAUAAUAUUGUUACAAACAUUACUAUUAGAACAUCAAUGAAUGGAGCACAAACUUAAAAGGCUAAAUUCCAUUUAUACCUGAAACCGAAGAAUGACUAUCACUGAAAACUCUAAUCAUUCUGGCCAUGAGGGAUAAGGCAUUGUCCAGCCAAAUGUCCAGUCCUGCAUUACCCAUGUUCUGCACUGCAGCUAGAACUUGGGAGCUCUGGAACAUUCUAUGCUGAUUAAAGAAUGAAACACUUGGGCGCUAAUUCAGUAGCUUCCUAGGAGAAAAAGCCUAUCCCACACAAAAACCUGUUUCUAAGGUAGCAUGUGUAGACUAGCAAGCUGGACCAGAUGACCCAGUAUAGUGUAACCACACCUUCUGUCUGGUCAUCUAUGGCCUUCCUGCCAAACUAGAUCCAUGCCGGGACUCUAGAACAGAUAACGUUUUUUUUUGGUAACUUUGAGACAGGGUCUCUCCCUGUAGCCCCAGCUGGCCUGGACUUGCUAUAGAGACCAG